AUGGCUAAAACACAAGACCCUGAAAGAUGUGGAACUAAACCCAAAAGACAGCGUAAAGCAUUCACCUGUACUUUUUGUAAGGCAAGAAAGAUCAAAUGUAAUAAAGCAAGACCAAGAUGUUCAAAUUGUGAAAGAUUAGGAAGAACGUGUAACUAUGAGGUCCCAUAUUGGGUUAAUACUUAUGUUCAAAGUUUUAGUGCUGAUGAUCCAAAUGGAACCAAUUCAAAUGGUCAACAAAGUAAUGGGGUUACUCCUCCAAGUUAUAAUGGGUCAACUGAUCCUAAUGCUACUGGUGUUUUCAGCGUUAAUACUCCAUCUGGGCAUACUCAAAAUAUCAUUUUAAAUUCAACCGGCCAACCUAUAACUGAUGCACAAUUGCAAAAUCAACCACCAUCUAAAAAAUCCUCCCAAGAAUCAACACCUCAAGCCCAAAUACCAACAGAAGGUGAAUCUCAAUCCCAUUCACUUCCACCACCAGAGAAACUUUCUCAACUACCACCAACUUCAGAAUUACCACAGAAGCCAAUAACGGAUAUAUUACAAGAACUUGAAUUUUGGAAAGCUAAAGCAUUAUCAUCUAAUCCAAGAACACCGCGUCAACCAUCACUUAAAGGUUCAGUUGCAUCAACACCAAGAUUUGAUCCAAGUGAAUUUGGUAGUCAUGGUGAAGAUUUGAUUGAUUUCCAUGAACAAUAUGCACAAUUUAAAAAUUAUUUUGGAGGCCAUAAACCACUAAGUCCAAUGUUUGUCUAUAAGGCUGAUAACUACAUGUCAUUGCUAUAUUGUACAAGAUAUUUAUUGAAUUUUGUAUCUGAAGAGACAUUAUCAAAACAAGACCAAACAUCAUUUGAAGAUCAAGCUAUAGAUCCAAUGACUGAUUGGGUUUCAAUGUUGGGUUCAAGAACUAAAAGUAAUAAGUUGAAAGAUGAAAUUAAACACCUUUUUACUGAUCGUGCUGAAUUAUUUACAUCAGACUCAUCAGUAUCUACAAACUUUAGAGAUAUUGAGUUUUUGAAAACUAAUAUUGAAUUCAUUUUACCAAGAAAGGAAAUUUUUGACAUGUUAUUAAAUUUUUAUUUCCAAUCAAUGUGGUAUUUAAGACCAAUUGUGGAUUAUGAUGAAUUUAUGAAUGAAAUUUCAAGAAUUGUAAUUUUCCAAAAUAAUUUACCAGAAAUUAAUAUAACAGAAAAAACUGAUUUCUUAAUAUUAGCUCAAAUGUUAAUUAUAAUAAGGUAUGCCUCAGUUGCUAUUUCUAUUAUAAAUCCGAAAUAUACUUUAUCUGAGCAAAUAUCUCCUUUAAAAGAAGAAAUCAUUUCAGUUAAGGCCAUUACUAUUGCACAAAAAUGUUUAUCAAUUUGUGAUGUCAUUAGAAACACCACAUUUCAAUCUUUCCAAGCUUUAUUGUUAUUAAGAUUUUAUUGUAAAGAUUGUCCAGAAGAUGGGGAUGAUUUAAACUUGCAGAAAUCACAAGCAUUCUUCGGUUUUCUGGUUCAACAUGCUUUGAAUUUAGGGUUACACAGAGAUCCAGCAAUUUAUGGACAAUCUUCAGACAUAAAGAAUGAUAAUCUAAGAAGAAAUAUCUGGCUACUCAUUGUUGAUUUAGAUAUGGAAUCUUGUAUUUUGUCUGGUUCAUUAAGUACUAUUCCAGCAAUAUAUUUCACAAAUGUUAAAAAGCAAACUCUUAAUAACCCAGAUAAUCAAUCAUCACAAUCACAACCACCAUCUCCAGAACAAGGUGAUCCUCUUUUUCAAGCCGGUCUUGAUGAAACUUCAAAAAACUCAACAUUACAUCAAAUUUAUCACGGAAUCUGUGAUUCUAUUAAUGAUCUGACUGAAAAACCAACAUUAUCCUCUUUGGUUUAUAAAAUCAGAGAAGCAAGAGUAUAUGUUGAAAAUUAUUACAACAUAAGCAGUUUCAUUUCAACUGAAGGUAUUAAUGAUCCAACUAUGAAGAAAUCAAUUUUCUUCAAGAAUCAUAAGAUUUUAGAAAAAAAUAUAAAUUUAUUAAAUCUUGAAUUGGCCAUUUAUCAACUUUUAUAUAUUCAAUAUGAGAAUUCCAAGAAUGUCAGUAAAGUUGCAUUCAAAGCACUUUACAAAUCAUGUUUGACUUCAGUUUCUCUUGCUACAGAUUUGAUGAGUGCUUAUUUAUCAGGUCAAUUUGAUCAAUUUAUAGAUCAUUCAUUUUCAGAUUUUGCAUUGAAUCCACUGAUCACGGCGUUAACUAAUAGAACUUUCAAUAGUGUAUUCAGUUCCAUGUUAAGAUCAUUACAUGGUCGUGAAUUAUUAAUGUGUCAUCUAUAUACACCAGGUUCAAAUAUUGAUACAGAUAAUUAUUUGAGUUUUGUUCAGCCAAUUUGUAAUAUCUGGGAAGCAUAUUUGAAGAUUUAUGAAAAUACUGUUGGUUCAAAGUAUUUGAGUGGGCUUAAAUUGAUUUGUUCCAGAAGAUUUACAUUCAUGUAUCUAAAAGCUGAUAGAUUUUCAUGGAUGGAUUUGAUUAUUGAUUUUUGUGAAGCUGAUAUUGAAUAUGAACGUGAUUUAAGCAUUUAUGAAAGAAAACAAGAAGUUCGUAACAUUCUACAGCAAACAACAAGUAUGUUUUCAAUUUAUUCACAAUGGUUGCAAUUAAGUAAGUCUUAUGAAGCAGCAAUGAAAUUGUUGAAACCAGAUGUUAAAAGACGUCAUAAGUAUUGUUAUGCUAUUUGCAAUUUGAGUCAUACAAAUCAAACUGCUGAAUUUUUUGAAAAUGAUAUCGCUGAUAUGAUUAAUGCUGUCAGAACAAAUAUAAAGUAUGUUCCUGAUUUACUGAAGUUUGAUACAUAUGUUGGUGAUGAUCAUCCUGAUAAAAAGGGUAUUCCACCUUCAGAAACUACAGAUACUGUAUUUGGUACAUUAACUCAAGAUUCUUCAUUCCAUGCUCAAAUGGCAUUUUUAAUGAAAGGUACUAUUGGUGUUCCUUCAGAGACUGAUAACAAUAAUAUAAUUGAUAUUUUUGGACCUACUGUUGAGGUGAAGAAAGAAAUGGAAAGACUUUUGACAUACUUGUGA
Hansenula ciferrii is the source of this 3045-nucleotide messenger RNA. RefSeq lists its product as uncharacterized. The transcript has a single exon. Gene Ontology annotation, molecular function: zinc ion binding; DNA-binding transcription activator activity, RNA polymerase II-specific; RNA polymerase II cis-regulatory region sequence-specific DNA binding. Gene Ontology annotation, cellular component: nucleus. Gene Ontology annotation, biological process: regulation of transcription by RNA polymerase II; DNA-templated transcription. The record is from RefSeq and is a predicted model, not a curated record. Lineage: Eukaryota; Fungi; Ascomycota; Saccharomycetes; Phaffomycetales; Wickerhamomycetaceae. Bases 1 to 3045 code for a protein of 1014 amino acids.